Molecule: messenger RNA, 2278 nt
Organism: Microbotryum saponariae
Lineage: Eukaryota; Fungi; Basidiomycota; Microbotryomycetes; Microbotryales; Microbotryaceae
Source: the annotation of a GenBank genome assembly
AUGAUCAGCAACGUCUACCUCAGCGAUCGGUCACUCAAGAUCCGAAGUAAAGCCAUACCCUGGGAGGUCAGUGAAGCCCAUACACCGGAGCCAUAAAAACACAAAGCACUGACGUCGAUCCUACCCGGGCGGACGUCCACCCCCAUCGUCAUCGUCAUCGUCAUCGUCAUCGUCAUCGUCAUCGUCAUCGUCAUCGUCAUCGUCAUCGUCAUCGUCAUCGUCAUCGUCAUCGUCAUCGUCAUCGUCAUCGUCAUCGUCAUCGUCAUCGUCAUCGUCAUCGUCAUCGUCAUCGUCAUCGUCAUCAUCAUCAUCAUCGCUCGGCCGGCGCUGCGUUCACAGGGUUAUCAACGUGCGGGCUUGCUCAGUCAGGAUGACGUCGCAUUGAUUCAACGUGUUGCGGGUGGGAAAGCGCAAGCCGAGUCCAUCCUGCAAGCUGUGAGAACACCGUCAUCGCUGAAUGCACCCCCGCUCCGAAUGUCGAAUUGAGCUCAACCCACCUCAUCGUCGCUACAGGAAUCGGACACCUACGCAGAUUUGUACGUGAGGUUGUUGAGCAAGUUGUCGAGGAACGACACCCUGCAGUACAUCCUCGUACUCGUCGCCGACUUCCUCAAUGGUCAGUUCCCCGAGUCGAGCGGAGAUGGCCCCUGCAGUAGACUGAGUCUUGAGUAUGGUGUUUGGCGGAUUUGGCGGAUUGCAGAUAAGGACGAUCGAAUCCCGUUGUUCUUGUCCCAAAACGAUCCCUACUCACCUCUACUCAAGUACGUCUAGCUCGAGAAUCCCCGGCAAGAGCUUGACCCUGACUCCCUUUCACCUUCCCCUCCCUCCCUUCUAGACACCUCGACUCGCAAGACGAUUUUGUUCGUUCCAAAUCCGCGGCCGUCAUCUCGACCGUCAUCAGUGGCGAUCCCAACCCGCCAGACGGAGUGGUCACCAAAGUGUUGGCCGCCCUUUCGGCGCUCAUCCGUUCGUCUCUGCGCUCUGAUCGUACGGUGUCAGAAAUGAAUGUGGUAGGGCUGAGAUCACAUCCGUUUGGUUCACUGGAACAGGUAAUCAAGCGGAUCCGGAAGCACAGGACGUGGGUGUACAAUGCCUCGGUAGCGCAUUGAGGAUCGAAAAGAUUCGAACGGCGGCGUGGCAAGCCGAUUCAAAGGACGACGCCGAAUCCUCCAAAGCCAUCACAGGGUGGGGUUUUUUCAAAAGGCCGGGAUGGCAUGUAGCCCGCGUAGAGAUACGUGCUGAUGUUCGUCUUUUUUGGUUCCCACAGCCUCGUUCAAUUAUUGAAGGCGAACCCGUCCGCGCAGAUGCAGUACCAACUCGGGUUCUGCUUUUGGUUGUUGACGUUCGAUACCCCGAUCGCGGAAAGAAUCAACGCGUAGGUGCUCCUACACACUGGCUCAGAAUCAAUCGUUUUUCGAAAGAACGGAUUUUACUGAUUCUGAUGAUGGCUGCGCUUGCCACAGCCGCCACAACAUAAUCCCCCUCCUGGCCGACCUCGCGCGUCAAGCCUUGAAGGAGAAAGUGAUCCGGAUCGUCGUCGCCGCUUUACGCAACUUGGUCACCAAAGCACCGACGGAGAAUUUACCCGCCAUGUUGGUCGCCAAGUUGUUGCCGUUCGUCAAGACGUUGGCGAGUCGUAAAUGGUCCGAUGAUGAGAUCAAGGAGGAUGUCGAAUUCUUGGUCGAGGAAUUGACAAAGAGCUUUGAGGGGUUGACGUAAGUGCGCGGGCACGCGUUCGAGUUUUGGAGGGGCAAAUAAAGCUGAUUCGUUCGGUUUCGUUCUGCUUAGUACUUUCGACGAGUACAAGUCCGAGGUGCAGUCGGGGCAGUUGUCGUGGACACCACCGCAUAAGAACGACGACUUUUGGCGCGACAACGCCGCCAAACUGAAUGAUAAGGAUCGCGAAUUGCUAAAGUACGUUUCUCAUGAUACGAAAUCCCUUGGACUGGUGCUGACAAUGUGAACCCACUCUUGACACCUCAGGGCGCUCGUCAACGUGCUCACGACCGCCCAGGAACCGCUCGUUCUCGCCGUCGCGGCCAACGAUAUCGCCCAAUACGUCAAGUUCUGCGAUACUGGCAAGAAGUGAGUGAUACACGCACCCAACCUCUCAUUGUGAACAAAGAGUUCAUCCUCUUCUUUCAACCGAUACAGAUCCCUCGACUCGCUCGGCGCCAAAGGUCGCGUGAUGGAACUAAUGAACCACGCCGACCCGGACGUCAAGUAUUAUGGCCUGUUGGCUACACAACGCUUGGUUAGCCAUGCUUGGGCGGCUUGA